This is a messenger RNA of Hemiscyllium ocellatum (epaulette shark), 3059 nucleotides long. RefSeq names its product rhophilin, Rho GTPase binding protein 1 (gene rhpn1). Lineage: Eukaryota; Metazoa; Chordata; Chondrichthyes; Orectolobiformes; Hemiscylliidae. The record is from RefSeq and is a predicted model, not a curated record. Bases 152 to 2146 code for a protein of 664 amino acids. Gene Ontology annotation, biological process: signal transduction; negative regulation of stress fiber assembly. The transcript has 15 exons. Gene Ontology annotation, molecular function: protein binding.
GAGGCGCAGAGACGCCCAGAGCUCAUCACCGCGGGGCGGAGAAGGUCCAGAUCUCACCGGGCUCGAUCUCCCGUCGCCCUCCCUGGGAUCGUUGGAGUGGGGGCAUUUCUUUGACUUUUCUACGGUUUUGUCGCGCGAGGGCUGCAGUGGCAUGACGGAGAGCGGAGCGGAGACCGAGCUGCGAGGCAGUGGUAGUGUUCGUAAGGGUUGUGAUCCCUUUGCACAGACUCAGCGGAGCAAACUACAGCAUCGUCGAGCUCGGAUUAACCAGCAGAUUAACAAGGAGAUGCGAAUGCGAGCAGGAGCCGAAAAUCUGUUUCGGGCUACAACUAACAACAAGGUGAAGGAAAAUGUGGCUCUGGAAUUGAGUUUUGUGAACUCCAACUUGCAGCUUCUGAAGGAAGAACUAGAGGAACUGAACAGCUCUGUGGAAGUUUAUCAAAAUGGAAAUGAGUCUAUUAGCGUUCCCAUGAUUCCUCUGGGCCUGAAGGAGACAAAAGAAGUUGAACUAUCGAUGCCUCUGAAGGAAAUUAUUGAAGAACACUAUAAUGAAGCAGCAUGCAAGUACGAAAAAGAACUGAAUGAACUUGUGGAUCUCCGGCAGGCAAUACGCACUCCAACCAGGAAUGAUGCUGGGAUUGAACUUCUUAUGGAAUAUUACAACCAGCUUUACUUCAUUGAUAAUCGUUUUUUCCCUCCCAAUAAAAACAUGGGUAUCUUUUUUCAUUGGUAUGACUCUUUGACUGGUGUUCCUUCUUAUCAACGGGCUCUAGCUUUUGAAAAGGGAAGCAUUCUGUUCAACAUUGGAGCACUAUAUACGCAGAUUGGGGCACGACAGGACCGGACCACUGAGGAGGGAAUUAAUUAUGCCAUAGAUGCCUUCCAAAAGGCAGCAGGUGCAUUGAACUACUUGAAAGAAAAUUUCUUCAAUGCACCAAGCCUCGAUAUGAGCACUCCAUCCCUCAACAUGUUGGUUCGUCUGAUGAUUGCACAAGUACAGGAAUGCGUCUUUGAAAAGGUGAUAGUGGCAGGAGUUAAGGAUGAGUUCUUAACGCAGCUACAGUGUGCACAGGAAGCAGCAAGGGUGGCAGAUGUGUACUCCUUGGUCUAUCAGACAAUGACACAACCCCCAGUGAAAAAUUAUGUUCCAUUCUCUUGGACAACUAUGGUUCAGGUGAAAUCUGAGUAUUUCAAGGCCAUUUCUCACUAUUAUGCAGCAAUCGCACUAUGUGACCAUAUAAUGGGUCCUGAUGAGGAGGAAAGUGAACAAGUAAAGGCUCUUCAACAGCUUCAUGUGACAAUGCCUGAGGGUCCGUCAUUAAUCACAGUACUGAAAGAUAAAGAAGAGCGACGCAAAUUAGGGAAGGCUCAUUUGAAGAAAGCAAUAAUUAAACAUGAAGAAGCAAUGAGGAUUCACAGUCUUUGUAGGAUUCUCAGGAAGAUGGAUAUCCUGCAAGAGGUGCUAUCUAUUGUCCAUAAACGAUCACUGAAAAAGUACUCUGAAAUCGAUCGUGAGGAUGACUUUUUUGAUACAAUUGAAGCUCCAGAAAUUCAUCCAAAAACGCAGCAAAAACCGGAAAUUAAAACUCCAAACUUCUCCAAGGUGAAAGUCACUGAUAUUUUUCACAGAUUGGGGCCUUUGUCAGUUUUUUCUGCCAAGAACCGGUGGACACCAGCCAGACAAGCUCACCUUAAGAAAAGCGAAAAAGGAUUUGGAUUUACUCUACGUGGAGAUUCACCUGUCCUUAUUGCAGGUGUUGUUCCUGAUGGCUCUGCUGAUGAAGCCGGUCUCCGAGAAGGAGACUACCUCGUGUCAGUGAAUGAACAAGAUUGCAAAUGGUCCAAGCACACUGAUGUAGUUCAGCUAUUGAAAAAUAUCAGUACAGAAGGUGUCAGUAUUGGUGUGAUAACUCUAAUUACCUCUGAGCAACAGAACAAUCAGGCUGACAGAAAAUCACUUCUAGGCACAAUGUCUUCGACAAGCAUCUUCUCUGGGAAUGAUAAAGAGAAUAGCAAGAAAAUUGCCGAUUCAACUAAAGGUUCAGGUUUGCUGGUCACCUGGAACAAAAAGAAGAAUACAAACAAGGAUGGUAGCACUCACAGCUUACCUGUCAUUGCUGUAACAGACGAUGGAUCAUUCUAUUGAAGAGUUUCAUCACUCCUAAUUUGUGUUAUUCACCACAAACAUACUCAACUCAACUAAGGACACGGAAUGUCUUUUUUUAAAAGAGUUCAUCUCAAUUGAAGCCCUAUCAAUCAUGCACUACAAGAUUUAUUAUUAUUUACAUUCCUUUAUGGGGGGAGAUGACAGCAGAGUGGUAUUGUAACUGCACUAGUAAACAGCGGCCUUGGCUAUUGUUGUGGUUAUCUCAAAUCUCACUUCAAUUCAGUUAAUAAAUCUAGCUAUGAAAUGCUGAUGCUCUUAAGGAAGGAUAUCUGCUAUCUUUACCGGGCCUAGAUCUGACUCCAGAACCAUCAUGAUAAAGUUGACUCUCAAAUACCGUCUGAAAUAGUCUUGUCAAUCACUCCAAUGUACUAAACCACUGCAAAAUAUUUCUUUAAAACACGUAUUAGACUUUUGAACUGUUGCUGUAUUGAAAGACACAUUAGUACAAAUAGGAUGGUGGGACAUAAAUGGUAAAGUGAAGCAAGGUCAAAUGUGCCACAGUAAAACAAGGCUUUGACAUCUUGCAGUAGAUUCACUCUAACCAGUUUAAUUAAAGUGAAAAGGUUUUCAAUCCCAGCCUUAAUGAAAGUGCUGAAUAAUCUGUACAUUUCCGGCAUUUUUAAGUUCUGUAUGAAUUUUUCCUUACUGGAUGGGAGUCUAUAAGCUAUUUUUAACUCACUACAAACCAAUAGCCGCUUCAGGCUGCUGCUGCAAGGUAGUACCUUUUAGAGAUCUCACUAUGGCAGACCACAUCUUGUUUCAUUUUGGUCCACCAAGAGUUUGUGUUUCUCUCCUUCAGAGUUUUAUUUUUGUUGAUGUUCCAUGCUUUGUGUGAUGUGUUUUCAGCAAUAACAAGUCAAAUCAAAUCCCUACCAUCAGAUUAUCAGAGCAC